AUGUCGUCUCUCCGCUACACCUGCCGGGCCUCGCGCGCCCUGCUGGCGACCGCUGCCCGCCGGCCAAUCGCCCAGAGCUGCCUGCGGCCUCGUGUGGCGCGGGGCUACGCCGUCUCUCUGGACGACCAGCACAAGCUCCUCUCCUCGAACCUCGCCCAAGCCGACCCCGUCGUGUACGACAUCGUGGAGAAGGAGAAAAGGCGGCAAAAGCACUUCAUCAACCUGAUUCCGUCCGAAAACUUCACCUCCCAGGCCGUUCUCGAUGCUCUGGGAAGUGUCAUGCAAAACAAAUACUCCGAGGGCUAUCCCGGCGCGCGCUACUACGGAGGAAACGAGUUCAUCGACGAGGCGGAGAGAUUAUGCCAGCAGCGUGCUCUGCAGACAUUUGGCCUGAAGGAGAGCGAAUGGGGCGUGAAUGUCCAGCCUCUCUCCGGCUCGCCCGCCAAUCUUCAAGCGUAUUCCGCCCUGAUCAACACCCACGAGCGUAUCAUGGGCCUUGACCUGCCCCACGGUGGCCAUCUCUCCCACGGAUACCAGACUCCCACCAAGAAGAUUUCGGCCAUCUCGAAAUACUUUGAGACCCUCCCUUACCGGUUGGACGAGAAGACCGGCCUGAUCGACUAUGACAAGCUCGAAGAGCUGGCCGUCCUUUACCGCCCGAAGAUCAUCAUCGCCGGUACCUCUGCGUACAGCAGGCUGCUGGAUUACGAGCGCUUCCGCGCGAUUGCCGACAAGGUUGGCGCCUAUCUGCUCGCCGACAUGGCCCACAUCUCCGGUCUCGUCGCCGCCGGUGUCAUUCCCUCUCCUUUCAACGAGUCGGACGUCGUCACCACCACCACUCACAAGUCUCUCCGUGGCCCGCGCGGUGCCAUGAUCUUCUACCGCAAGGGCACCCGCCGCGUGGACAAGAAGGGCAAUGAGGAGAAGUGGGAUUUGGAGGAGAAGAUCAACGCGUCGGUCUUCCCCGGCCACCAGGGCGGUCCUCACAACCACACCAUCACCGCGCUCGCCGUCGCCCUGCAACAGGCCCAGUCCAACGAAUUCAAGGACUACCAGAGGCAAGUUCUCGCCAACGCCAAGGCUCUGGCCGACAGGCUAGGAAACUCCAAGGACAAGGGCGGCCUCGGCUACAACAUCGUUUCCGGCGGUACCGACAACCACCUGGUCCUGAUCGACCUCAAGGACCGCGGCGUCGACGGCGCUCGUGUUGAGCGUGUCCUCGAGCUGGUCGGCGUUGCUAGCAACAAGAACACCGUUCCUGGCGACAAGUCGGCGCUGAAGCCCGGCGGCCUCCGCAUGGGUACUCCGGCCAUGACCACCCGCGGCUUCACGCCCGACGACUUCGUGCGCGUGGCCGACAUCGUGCACCGUGCGGUGACCAUCACGCAGAAGCUGGACAAGGCUGCAAAGGAGGCUGCGGAGUCCAAGGGCAGGAAGAACCCUGGCAGCGUCAACGCCUUCAAGGAAUAUGUUGGCGAGGGCGAGAACGUGACCGAUAUCAUCCAGCUGAGGAAGGAGGUCGAGGACUGGGUCGGCACUUUCAGCCUCCCGUGGGUUAAAAACGGCUCGUGA
Molecule: messenger RNA, 1572 nt
Organism: Lasiodiplodia theobromae
Lineage: Eukaryota; Fungi; Ascomycota; Dothideomycetes; Botryosphaeriales; Botryosphaeriaceae
Product: Serine hydroxymethyltransferase
Exons: 5
Coding region: 1-1572 (523 amino acids)
Biological process (GO): L-serine catabolic process; folic acid metabolic process; tetrahydrofolate interconversion
Cellular component (GO): cytoplasm
Molecular function (GO): cobalt ion binding; pyridoxal phosphate binding; serine binding
Source: RefSeq, a predicted model, not a curated record